Molecule: messenger RNA, 423 nt
Organism: Acanthoscelides obtectus
Lineage: Eukaryota; Metazoa; Arthropoda; Insecta; Coleoptera; Chrysomelidae
Source: the annotation of a GenBank genome assembly
AUGUCUAGCAGUGAAAGUUCGGAUACGGAAAUGAUCGAUCGUAAAAGAAAAAAAGGAUGUCCUGAAACAUGGAAGAGAAAUGAAAGGAAGAAAGCUCGUCUUCUUGGAAGCCAAUACACAACUAAAACUGGGAAAAUAGUCAACAAAAGGGAGGUUAAAGCAGAUUGCACAUGUAAAAACAAAUGCAUGACUAAAUUUACGAUGGAAGAAAAAGAAGCUGUUUUGAGGGCAUUAUACGAGAAAGGUUCUAAAAACGAACAAGAUGUCUAUUUACAUGGGUUAAUGGAAUGUAAACCAGUCGUUAGGAAGCGACCAAAUAAAGAGGCCAGAGAAAAACUCAGGACAGCGAAUUUUUCUUAUUACAUACGAAAACCUUUAGAGAAACAACAGUCGAUGUAUACCGGGAUAGUCAGUUACUUAUAG